AUGGAUGUCGAAACCCUCAUCAAGAACGCUCCGGUCAAGCUCUCGGACAAGGAUAUCAAGGCUUUACGAGACGGGUCCGAGGAGUCAGAGCCUCAAAGUUGGGAAGAAGUCAAGGGAGCCAUCGCUGCCGGGGAAACGGGACGGCUCAGAAGAUCGCCUCGGGACUUGCGUAACUACAUGUUGUGGCACGCUGAGGUUAGCAAGACGUACGGCUCCGUGGUCCAAUAUGUUCGCCGCGAGAGGCUGCACUGGCCGGAGCCAAUUGUCGCUCGUAACGCCGAGCCGUUUGCGCACGCGGAUGACUGGACGGUGAUCUGGAAUGACUGGCCAUACCAUUUAGCCCAUGGGAUGAUGCACUUGGUCGUAUGGUCCAAGAGCGGAAUAACAGUGGACCCAGAAACGGGGCUGCCAACGGAGCACUCUACCCGACUGGUUGAGAGCUUUCUAGACCGGGUGUUCGGACAGACGCUGGGCUGCCGCAGGGGCGAGGACCUACUGUGGUUCAAGCAGAAGACGGAAUCGCAAAGCGUCAAGGCCCUGGAGCAUAUUCACGUCGUGUUACGAAAUGUUCCUGAAGAACGCGUAGAAAAACUGCUUGGCCGUCAGCGAUCUCAGACACUUCAGGUCCUAGUAGGCAACAGCACAACAAGUACUAAGGCGUAA
Colletotrichum navitas is the source of this 663-nucleotide messenger RNA. RefSeq lists its product as uncharacterized. Lineage: Eukaryota; Fungi; Ascomycota; Sordariomycetes; Glomerellales; Glomerellaceae. Bases 1 to 663 code for a protein of 220 amino acids. The record is from RefSeq and is a predicted model, not a curated record. Gene Ontology annotation, cellular component: cytoplasm. Gene Ontology annotation, biological process: N-acetylglucosamine metabolic process. The transcript has 2 exons.